Molecule: messenger RNA, 2318 nt
Organism: Lactuca virosa
Lineage: Eukaryota; Viridiplantae; Streptophyta; Magnoliopsida; Asterales; Asteraceae
Source: the annotation of a GenBank genome assembly
AUGGUGGCGUUCGUAGCACACGACCAUCUCAACCAGCUUCAUAUCUACUUACGACAUUCCUAUGCACCGCCGCCCACCUCCGCCAAAAUGCCGAACCCGCCACAACUGUUUCACGGCCUACGCUCCAUCCCAUUGCCGGCCUUCCCUCCUCCAAUCCCAUCGCCGUCAUCCGCGACGCGUUCAAGUGUUCCGUCGCUCAAGCCGUCGAAUAGAUACCAGAAGCCCCUUCUACAGCUUCCAGGCCUUCCUUAGACUGCUCUUGCUAAUGACACCCUCGGAAUCUUCCUGAAAGAAGAUAGUGAAAGUCGUGAGAUUUUCCAUCAAUAUGCUACUGAACUGGUGAAGAGCAAUGAUCUUAAGGAUCUGUUGCCAUAUGGUAUUGCAAUUCAUAAUGAAGAAAUGGAUAGGGCUGAUCUUCAACUCGUUGAGAAACUAUUUGCUGAUGGACACAUUAAAGUACUGGUUUCCACAGCUACUCUUUCAUGGAGUGUGAACUUGCCUUAUUCCGACACUGUGAUUAUUAAAGGAACCCAUAUUUAUAACCCAGAAAAAGGAGCAUGCACAGAGCUUGGUUCUCUGGAUGUUAUGCAGAUGUUGAGACGUGCAGGGAGGCCACUGUUUGAUGCUUAUGGUGAAGGGAUCAUUAUAACCGGACAUAGUCAGCUGAAGUAUUAUUUUUCACUCAUGAAGCAACAACUUCCUAUUGAAAGUCAGUUUGUGUCCAAAUUGGCUCAUCAGUUGAACGCAGAAAUAGUUUUGGGAACUGUGAAGAAUGCAAUAGAAGCAAUCGAGUGGCUUGGUUACACUUAUUUAUACAUCCGUAUGGUGCGCAACCCUACACUGUAUGGUUUAUCAGCUGAUGCUCUCACAAGAGAUGUUCUACUCGUGGAUAGGAGAGCUGAUCUGGUUCAUUCUGCUGCCACGAUACUGGAUAAAAACAAUCUGGUGAAGUAUGAUAGGAAAAGUGGGGAUUUUCAGGUUACGGAUUUGGGUCGAACUGAGACCGUCAAGAAAAUCAAAAUCAUCACACAAGUGAAGAAAAUCACGUCGUCAACUCGCCGCUGUCCGUUGCCCCAAGUAGCCGUCGCUGCCUGCUGCCCUGAAUCCCUAAUCCGUCCAAGCUCAGGGCCUGUUGAACUAAAAGAGGAUGGCACAUGUACGUGGUGGUGCUAAGGCAGAUGCCCCAUUUAACAGACAGAACAAGAGGCAGAGGCGGCAUCUUUUAGAAGAGAGUAAAAGAGUUUAUCAGCCAAAGACAAAAGAAACUCCAGCUGCAUACGAGGCAAUGCUUAGUGUGAUACAGCAGCAAUUGGGUGGUCAGCCUUUGAAUAUUAUUAGUGGUGCUGCAGAUGAGAUCUUGGCUGUGCUCAAGAAUGAUACAUUGAACAAGAAGAAGGAUGUGGAGAAGUUUCUGAAUCCUAUACCGAAUGAGCUGUUUGAUCAGUUAGUCUCUAUUGAGAGCCUUAUAACAGAUUAUCAGGAUACAGCAAAUGCCCAAGAUGCUCUUGAUGAUGAUGUUGAAUUUGAAGAGGAUGAUGAAGAGACUGAUGAGGAGGAUAUGGAUGAUGACAAAUCACAUCAAAGGAAUGUUGCUGAGAAUGGUGAAUGAAAGUUGCUUGACCUUGAGAGCAUUGUGUUUGAAGAAGGUGGUCAUUUGAUAGCAAAUAAGAUGUGCAGGCUUCCUUUAGGCUCUUAUAGAAGCUUUGGCGAGGGAUACGAAGGAGUUCAUGUGCCACCAUUAAAGCCCAAACCUCUUGCACGAGAUGAGAAGCUUGUAAAGAUCUCAACCAUGCCAAGUUGGGCACAACCAGCUUUUGAAGGGAUGGAAGAGUUAAAUAGGGUACAAAGUAAAGUUUAUGAGAUAGCUCUAUUCAAAGCAGACAAUCUUUUAGUUUCUGCUCCCACUGGAUCAGGGAAGAGCAAUGUUGCUAUCCUCACAAUACUUCAACAGAUAGGUUUGCAUAUGAAUGAAGAUGGAACGUUUAACCACAGUGACUACAAGAUAGUCUAUGUGGCACCAAUGAAAUCCCUUGUUGCUCAAGUUGUUGGUAACCUUACUAAUCGUUUGAAGCACUAUGGUGUCAGAAACCUUAUCCUCGAACUUGGUCACCAUCCAAGAUACACGUCUCUGGUCUACUGUGACAACGUUAGUACCAUUUACAUGUCAGAAAACCCAAUUCAGCAUCAACGGACAAAACACCUUGAAAUCGACAUUCACUUUGUACGUGAAAAAGUUCAACGCGGCCAAAUCCAGAUCAUACAUGUUGCCUCACGUUACCAAAUCGCCGACAUCUUCACCAAAGGUCUUCUGCGAGCUC